Aspergillus pseudoviridinutans is the source of this 1026-nucleotide messenger RNA. Its product is annotated as Saf4/Yju2 family protein. The record is from RefSeq and is a predicted model, not a curated record. The transcript has 3 exons. The coding region runs from base 1 to 1026 and encodes 341 amino acids. Gene Ontology annotation, biological process: mRNA splicing, via spliceosome. Gene Ontology annotation, cellular component: U2-type spliceosomal complex; post-mRNA release spliceosomal complex. NCBI's taxonomy places the organism in Eukaryota, Fungi, Ascomycota, Eurotiomycetes, Eurotiales, Aspergillaceae.
AUGCAGGGCUUCAACAUGGGACGCUACGUCCCCCCGGACCAAGAGGGCCUCACGACCGGCAACAAGCUAGCGGGGAAGCACCCGCUAGGUGCGCGCGCACGCCACCUCCGCACAAGCGGCGCGCUGAUUGUGCGAUUCGAGAUGCCCUUCGCGGUGUGGUGUACGACGUGCAAGCCGCACGAGACGCUCAUCGGGCAGGGAGUGCGCUUCAACGCCGAGAAGCGGAAGGUGGGAACCUACUACUCGACGCCGGUGUAUAGCUUUCGGAUGAAGCAUGGGGCGUGCGGGGGGUGGAUUGAGAUUCGGACGGAUCCGGCGAAUACGGCGUAUGUUGUUGUUGAGGGGGGGAGGAAGCGGGAUACCGGGGAUGCAGUUGUUGGUGGGGUUGGGGAGAUUGCGGUGGGGGAGGAUAGGAAGGCGAAGGAGGAUGCGUUUGCGAGGCUGGAGGGGAAGGUGGAGGAUAAGCGGCGGGCGGAGACGGAGAGGUCGCGGAUUGAGGAUCUGCAGAGGCGACAGAACAAAGACUGGGACGAUCCGUAUGAGAUGUCGAGGCGGCUGCGGAGGACGUUCCGGGUGGAACGGAAGGCGCGAGAGGGGGUCGAGGCGAAGGCCGAGGCGCUGAGGGAUAAGAUGAGCUUGGGGAUUGAGCUUGUGGAGGAGACGGAGGAGGAUAGCGUGCGGGCGGGCAUGGUGGAUUUUGGGCGGGGGGAUGAUACAACCCUAAUCACACGUCGCCGGCCGUUGUUCGACUCGCGGAACGGGAAACGACCUAAGGCUGCGGAUACGCUGGCUGAGCGCAAGGCGCUGUUUCGCAGUGAGUUGACGGGGAAUACCCGGGCAGCGGUCGAUCCGUUUCUCAACCAGGAUGGGAGUGCAUGGCGGCCCGAGGUCAAGAGGAGAAAGACGGCAUCGACCAAGGGCGUGGAUAUCGCUGAUGAUGGACCAGCCGCAGUUAAAGCCCCUGUCGAGCCUGAUAKACCGGUUGCAACGCCCGCGUUGGUCAACUAUGCGUCUGACAGUGACUGA